Dothidotthia symphoricarpi CBS 119687 is the source of this 1524-nucleotide messenger RNA. RefSeq lists its product as uncharacterized. NCBI's taxonomy places the organism in Eukaryota, Fungi, Ascomycota, Dothideomycetes, Pleosporales, Dothidotthiaceae. Bases 1 to 1524 code for a protein of 507 amino acids. The transcript has 2 exons. The record is from RefSeq and is a predicted model, not a curated record.
AUGAGAGGGGUCGUAGACGUGAUCUUCGGUCUAAUGGGAUAUUCCAAGCCAUCAUCUCCGACGGCCGAGCCUCGUCGUCAUCACAAGAGUCUCAGUGUGGAUGAGUCGAUGAUGCGUGCUCGAUCUGUAUUGCAGAGCGGUGUAGCAAACGGCAGCACGAGAAGGACCGGUGUUGCGACGAACGAUGCAAUAGGCGACACCAAUGAGACUCAACAGCGAAAAGGCGGAAGCGGCCGACCGGCUAUCGUCGCGGAGGACGUCCUAGCAAGUAUCGAAGGUUUACUCACUGAGUGUGAGCACGAGCUUGGUAUUGAGCGCUCCCGGAACGACAAGCUGGAGAGCGAAAAUCUCAAGCUAAAGGAGAAAUACACCAGGUUGCGCACCGACGCUAGCGAUCAAGUAGAAGUUCUGAAAAAGCACAAAGCGAGAGCUGAAUUUCUAAAUCCUCUGGUCAGUGGCAUAAUCACAAAGUACCUAAGUCCCUAUGCAAAAGCCAAACACCUUGGGAUUACGAACUGGACACCAAAGAACAUCGACGCGGUCUUAGAGCCUCAAUUCCUACAAGCUAUGGAAUUCGACUCCAUGCGAGAUCAGAUCCGAAUCUUACAGAAUGAACUGCUUGCCAAAGUUGACAAAGUCUCAGCAAUUCCUGACGAACAAUUUGCCAAGGAUUUCCGAAGCAUCAUUGCGCUCGUCAAAACUCUGAGUCGCUCAUCUCGCUUUACCGAUGGGGUGGAUGUUGUCGAGAGUCUUGGCUCUUGCACUUUAGCAAAGGAUGUAUCACGGCACCAUUGGGACUCCCGUUCGAGGAAGAAAUACCUGGUGGAGGCAUGGGUCUGGUCUGUCCUCAUCGGUGACGUGUUCCGUUCACCAUUCACCAUCUUUGGAAAGCAGUGCGAUGAGAUCUGCGUAGUAUGGAUGAACUUGUUUGGAGCGGAACACCACCAAGGUCUGCCUUGCCCAUCAUCUCCAUGCGAGACCUGGCGACGUGCAACAACAGAACACCUUGUGCAGUUCUUAGGUCGUGAUAUGGUUGCCCUUGGUGAGCCGAAACAGCAAUACCCUUACCAGAAUGGUAGUGUGUUCGAGCUCCGGGCCAAUGUCACGGGAGUAAUUCAGAAUCUGACCAAAAUCUCCCCGACGACUGAUAUUUCGCAAGUCGACCAGAUAGUCACCAAGGCUUUUACAUUGGCCAUGGAAAUGUCGCUCCAGCGCUCUCGUCUCCAGGUCACCUAUCCGGCAAUCGGGGCCAACUUCAAUGAACAAGAAAUGUCUUCAAUGCCCGAUCCUAAUGGCGAAGAUAUCGACGAGGGCGUGGUAGCUUUCAUCGUCAAUCCCGGACUGACGAAGUGGGGCGACGCACAUGGAAAGCAUCUCGACCAACGCUACGACAUCGUUCCUACCCUGGUCCAGCUCGAGCAUAUGGCAACGAUGAAGCAGACCGAUGCAGCCGACACCGGCGUUGAGAAGUGUAGGGUCUCGGGAGAUGCAACAGAGGAUGUGUAUGGGAAGAACAGACGCUAA